CAAGUGUGUUCAUAACAACAAUUAAAACAAAGUGAAAUUUCAUUUUCAGGCCAACGCGCCGCCGUGCCUGAAAGAAAAAGCCACCGUUCCUUCUCCCAUCAUUCCGUAGUCGGAUUCGAAAAAUGGGGAAAGAAAAUGGAGGAGAUUCAGAGAGAAAUAAGAAUAAUAAUAAGAAGAAGAGUCGAGGGAUGGCGUCGAUUUUCAUGCACGCCGACGCCGUGGACAAGUUUCUGAUGACGUUGGGUUUCAUCGGAGCUAUCGGAGAUGGCCUCACAACCCCUCUGGUCUUGAUCGUUUCUAGCCGUCUCAUGAACAACAUCGGCCAAACGUCUUCCAUUUCCAUAACUGAUUCUUUUGUAGCCAACAUCGACAAGAAUGCAGUGGCUCUGUUGUAUGUAGCUUGUGGGGGAUUUGUGGCUUGUUUUGUUGAAGGAUAUUGUUGGACGAGAACCGGAGAGAGACAGGCGGCGAGAAUGAGAGCAAGAUAUUUAAAGGCAGUUCUCCGGCAAGAUGUUGGCUAUUUUGAUCUGCACGUGACUAGCACGUCCGAAGUUAUCACCUCCGUUUCCAAUGACAGCUUAGUCAUUCAAGACGUCUUGAGUGAGAAGAUCCCAAACUUCCUGAUGAACGCGGCGAUAUUCGUCGGAAGCUAUCUCGCGGCGGUGAUACUAUUCUGGCGGCUGGCGGUGGUCGGAUUCCCUUUCGUAGUAUUGCUAGUGAUCCCAGGCCUUCUUUACGGCAAAACAUUAAUGGGGUUAGCUAGAGAAAGCAUGGAGGGGUACCAGAAGGCCGGAUCAGUGGCAGAGCAGGCAAUUUCAUCGAUCCGAACCGUGUACGCUUUCGCCGGAGAAGACAAGACCAUAACGGAAUAUUCAUCGGCGUUAGAAGGAUCGGUAAAGUUAGGGAUCAAACAAGGAUUUUCUAAAGGAUUGGCCAUCGGAAGCAAUGGAGUUUCGUUUGCAAUUUGGUCGUUCAUGUCUUGGUAUGGUAGUCGAAUGGUUAUGUACCAUGGCGCUCAAGGUGGCACCGUUUUUGCCGUCGGAGCUUCCAUUGCCGUCGGUGGAUUAUCAAUCGGUUCGGGUUUAUCAAACAUAAAGUACUUUUCGGAAGCAUGUGCGGCCGGUGAGCGAAUCAUGGAAGUAAUAAACCGGGUUCCCAAAAUCGACUCGGCCGACAUGGAAGGCCAAAUCCUUCAAAAUGUCUCCGGGGAGGUUCAGUUCACCAACGUUCAAUUCGCCUACCCUUCCCGGCCCGACACCAUGGUCCUCAACGAUCUGACCCUCACAAUUCCCGCAGGCCGCACCGUCGCCCUCGUCGGGGGCAGCGGGUCCGGUAAGUCGACCGUCAUCUCUUUGUUGCAGAGAUUUUAUGACCCAAUUGGAGGGAGCAUUGCGGUGGAUGGAGUGGGAAUUGAGAAAUUGCAAUUGAAAUGGCUGAGAUCGCAAAUGGGGCUUGUGAGUCAAGAGCCGGCGCUUUUUGCUACUUCGAUUAAAGAGAAUAUUCUGUUCGGGAAAGAAGAUGCCACCAUUGAUGAAGUUGUUGAAGCUGCUAAAGCUUCUAAUGCUCAUUGUUUUAUUUCUCAGUUUCCUCAAGGAUAUGAUACUCAGGUAGGGGAAAGAGGAGUUCAAAUGUCGGGAGGACAAAAGCAAAGAAUUGCCAUAGCACGAGCCAUAAUCAAGCGACCACGAAUCCUUCUCCUAGACGAAGCCACCAGUGCCUUAGACUCGGAAUCCGAGCGUAUCGUCCAAGAAGCCCUCGACAAAGCCGCCGUCGGUCGCACCACCAUCAUCAUCGCCCACCGUCUCUCCACCGUCCGCAAUGCCGACCUAAUUGCCGUCCUCCAAAACGGCCAAGUCAUGGAAAUCGGUUCUCACAAUGAUCUGAUCCGGAACCAAGCUGGCCUUUACACUUCCCUCGUCCACCUCCAACACAAAUCCCCACCUGAACCUCCUUCAUCCUCCAUAUCCCACAUCGAAAAAACCACCACCACCACCACCGGCAGCCGCCGCCUCCCCCAUCUCAGCCGCUCCAGCUCCGCCAACUCCGGAGCCUCCGACGUAGUUCACGAAACAGCCCCAUCAUCAUCCAACAUCGAAAAAGAACAAGAACUCCCAAUUCCAUCGUUUCGAAGGCUAUUGGCUCUGAAUCUGCCGGAAUGGAGACAGGGUUUAAUGGGCUGCAGUGGGGCAAUUUUAUUUGGCGCUGUUCAGCCUUUGUAUGCAUAUGCAAUGGGAUCGAUGAUUUCUGUGUAUUUCUUACAUAGUCAUGAGGAGAUUAAAGCCAAAACGAGGACUUAUGCGCUUUGCUUUGUUGGGUUGGCUAUGUUUUCUUUUCUUGUCAACAUACUCCAACAUUAUAACUUCGCGUACAUGGGAGAAUAUCUUACCAAAAGGGUUCGAGAAAUGAUGCUUUCCAAGAUCCUUACAUUUGAAAUUGGCUGGUUCGAUCAAGAUGAACAUUCUAGCGGUGCGAUUUGCUCGAGACUAUCUAAAGAUGCCAAUGUGGUGCGAUCCUUGGUGGGGGAUAGAAUGGCUUUAAUUGUGCAAACGAUUUCAGCUGUAACUAUAGCAUUCACAAUGGGACUUGUGAUUUCAUGGAAGCUAGCACUUGUAAUGAUCGCUGUUCAACCUUUAGUCAUAUGCUGCUUCUACACAAGACGAGUGCUCUUGAAAAAAAUGUCGAACAAAGCCAUUAAAGCACAAGAACAGAGCAGCAAGCUUGCAGCAGAGGCUGUCUCUAACCUUCGAACAAUCACAGCAUUCUCUUCACAAGAACGCAUUCUCAAAAUGCUAGAGAAAGCCCAAGAAGGCCCAAAACGAGAAAGCAUCAAGCAAUCAUGGUAUGCUGGGAUUGGACUCGGCUGCUCCCAAAGCCUCACCACCUGUUCAUGGGCGUUGGAUUUCUGGUACGGCGGAAAAUUAGUAGCACAAGGACAAACCACGGCUAAAGCUCUGUUCGAGACCUUCAUGAUUUUGGUUAGCACCGGCCGUGUAAUCGCCGAUGCCGGUAGCAUGACGACAGAUCUCGCUAAAGGGUCAGAGGCAGUUGGGUCAGUUUUCGAUGUCUUGGAUCGAUUCACUAAGAUCGAACCAGACGAUCCAGAAGGGUACAAACCCAAUAAAUUAAUCGGCCAAAUCGAAAUCAACAAUGUGGAUUUCACUUACCCAUCUCGACCGGAAGCGAUGAUAUUUCGUGGCUUUUCAAUUAACAUUGAGGCUGGAAAAUCCACCGCGUUGGUUGGACAAAGUGGGUCAGGAAAAUCCACCAUAAUCGGCUUAAUCGAACGAUUCUACGACCCGAUUAAAGGAACAAUCAAUCUCGACGGUCGCGACAUCAAAUCGUAUCAUCUCCGAACGCUGAGAAAACAUAUCGCAUUGGUUAGCCAAGAACCGACGCUAUUCGCAGGAACAAUAAGGGAAAACAUCAUAUACGGAAUUUCGAGAGCAGUAGACGAAUCGGAGAUAAUAGAAGCGACAAAAGCAUCAAAUGCACACGAUUUCAUCUCGGGAUUGAAAGAUGGGUACGAGACAUGGUGUGGAGACAGGGGAUUGCAAUUGUCAGGAGGCCAAAAACAGAGGAUCGCCAUAGCUAGAGCGAUAUUGAAGAAUCCAGGCGUACUGUUACUAGAUGAAGCGACAAGUGCGCUUGAUGGGCAGUCGGAAAAGGUGGUUCAGGAGGCUUUGGAGAGGGUAAUGGUGGGAAGGACGAGCGUGGUGGUGGCACACAGGCUGAGUACAAUACAGAAUUGCGAUAUGAUUGCGGUUUUGGAUAAAGGGACGGUGGUGGAAACAGGGACUCAUUCGUCGUUGCUGGAAAAAGGACCAAGUGGAGCUUAUUAUGCUUUGGUAAAUUUGCAGAGGAGGUCCCAUUAGAAUCUCUCUCUUUCAGCCAAGCUAGGGAUUGGAGAAGAUGAUUAGUAGGUCUAGUCUAACCACAUUGUUAUUUUUAAUCUUAUGAUCUAGUUGGGGGUUGGUGGAAAAUAAUGGAGAGAGGGGAGGACUUCAAUAUGUAAAUCAUGUGAAGUUUUUUUUUGGUUUUCUUCUUUCCAUUUUAUAAGUUUUAUAUUAUAAGCUCUUUAAAUGAUAUUUUAGGAGUUAUCUUAUUUUUA
This is a messenger RNA of Benincasa hispida (wax gourd), 4108 nucleotides long. RefSeq names its product ABC transporter B family member 15-like. Gene Ontology annotation, biological process: transmembrane transport. Gene Ontology annotation, cellular component: membrane. Lineage: Eukaryota; Viridiplantae; Streptophyta; Magnoliopsida; Cucurbitales; Cucurbitaceae. Gene Ontology annotation, molecular function: ATP hydrolysis activity; ABC-type transporter activity; ATP binding. The record is from RefSeq and is a predicted model, not a curated record.